CUUCCUCCGUGUCGUCCACCUCCUCCAUCACUCGGCCGAACCAGUCUCUCGUGCAAUCGCUCCCUUUUGCCUGGGACAAGGGGUUUCGCCGCCCGGGUUUUCGUUAUGCUGUCUUGGUCCUGGUCAAUAGACUCUCGCCUGUCCUUCCCAUCUCCACUGUCGUCGCCGUCUGGCCUGCGCCUUCCUUCCUGCUGCCCUUGACCCUCGGGCGAAAAUCUGUUUCUUGCUGGAGCCCAUGGACGACCUCGGCUCGCCCUCUGGCACAAAUCAAGACGCCGACAACAGCCUUCUCGGCCUUGGCGCCGGUGGCCUUGGCUCCCGGAGUGUCAAGCGCCCGCGUCCGGUCAAGUCCUGUACAGAAUGCCGGAAGCGCAAGCUCAAGUGCGACAGGCUGCUGCCGUGUUCACAAUGUCAGAAAUCGCAGCGCACUUGUAAAUAUGCGCCGGAUGGAGAUCCAGCCAACCUGUCGGAAGGCUCGGACGGGGAGACAGCAGACCGCCCAGUCAAGCGGAAUUGGUCGCAGCCGCUGAAUCUUCGGCAACCUGAUGGGCAGGCCUCUGGGACGCCCCCGACUUUGCUCGAAGACCAUGCGAUCAGGCUCGAGCGCCUCGAGCGCAUCUUGCUCGCCAAGAGUCCGCCAGCAGCUGAUAUCGGCACCAGGUACGGCCGGCCAGCGGCAGCGCCUGUGACCAUUCGAGGCUUGACCGUCAAGGGUGGCAUCCGAACGCGCUUCUUUGGCCAGAUGAGCACCCGUGUGCUGCUGAAUCUGUUUGAAGAGGCCAAGGAAUUCAUGUUCAGCCGGAACAAGCCUGCAGACAUUAGAGACCUCUUCAUCAACAUACAGAAAAUACAUAAGGCACUCUCCGACGAACAUACACGAGUGACCACCCCGCUGCCCAUGUUCGUGGCAUCAGCAACGCCCCCGGAGCACCGCAUGAGGAACAUUCUUCCUAGCAGGCCGGUCUGCGAUCAACUGCUUCGGACAUACAUCACGGGGACGGAAACUAUCUAUCGCACGGUCCACAUUCCAUCUUUCAUGCGUCAGUACGAACAGUAUUGGAAUGGGGAGCAGGUGCCAGAAGUCUUCGUACCACAGCUCCUAUGCAUGCUCUGUAUAGGAUACCGAUUCUAUGGUGCUGGCAAGGGGCUGAUGUACGAUCGUGAAGGAAUCCAUAUUCCUACCGCGUCAGCGCUUGUUAGAAUGUGGCUCGACAACAUCCGGGGCAAGCAGCUUGACUUUCGCACUUUACAGACUGAAGUCUUGUCUCUGUGUGCUCGACGAAUGGUUGAUCCGCGGGAUCAGGAGUCAUGGAGGCAUAUUGGCCUGAUUGUGCGGAUGGCCAUGACUAUGGGCAUGCACCGGGAUCCGUCAGAAUUCGGGCAGAAGAUCACACCGUUUUGGGGCGAGCAAAGACGCAAGCUUUGGUACACCAUUCUCGAGUUCGACAUUCAGUUUUCGAUGCAGUGCAAUCUGCCCACGUGUGUCCGCCUAGGGGACUACACGUGUCUUCCACCGAGGAAUAUCAACGAUGACGAGUUACACCCCGAUAUCGAGGAAUUGCCCGAGACGAGGCCCAUAGAACAGCAUACUGAUUCCCGCAUCCAGGCCUUCGCUGCUGGCACUAUGGCUCUGCGAUUCAAAGUCGUAGACUUGAUCAACAGGUCUGAUAGCUUGCCUGAUUUCGAAUCGGUCCUCGAUGUAGGCACAGAGCUGGAGAAGACCUUCGAGGAUAUUCGCUACGCACUGCCUCGAUCCCAAGAGACCGACCCUAGGGAGGCGAGGAGGCAAUGGAUGACACGGGUUAUUCUUGAUAUGCAUGUUCGGCGGGCCAUUCUUGCUCUUUAUCGACCUUUCGCGUUGGGUGGCCCUGACGCGCCACAACAGAUCAUGACAGGUUAUCUCCGGUCUUCCAUGAUUUUACUGUCUUAUCUCGACGACAUGGACAGGACAGCUCCAGAUUAUGCGCAUGUGUGGCAUCUACAACAUCUUGUCCUGAAGCAGGAUAUCUUGCAAGCUCUUUUUAGCGUUUGCUAUUACAUCAAGCAUACAACCCAAGAUGCAAAAUCUCCAAUGUCCUCCAACUGGGGCUCUUCCACCAGGGGAUCCGAGCACACCGUCGAGGAGGCAUGCCAUGCGGCGUCAGAGUCUUCACUACUUCUGUCAGCACCGCGGUUGAGGCGCAAAGUUGAGGAAGUUCUCAAUGACCUCAUGGUCCGAAUACGAGAAAUAGGGACGGAUGUGAAAGACCUCGUCGCCUUGACUGUCGUUCUUGGGACGUGCUGUGGCGGAUCGUUUGAUCAAAAGAGGGAACGCAUCAAGAUUGGCAUGCAGAACGUUCUCGAAGCUGGUCUGCAGUCUAUUCACGCAAAUCAAGAAGCCAUUGCGGCGAUGCCGCUUUCAUCACCAUCGUCUCAGCAUGCGAAUCCGGAAAUGCAAUCAACCAAUAACUUAUAUUCUUCCUCAUACAUGUCGGCAGAAAUGGUCACCGAGGACGCCAUGACCUGGGAUACAGAAUUUUGGAUGAUGGGGUGAGCGAGGUAGAUACCCAAUAAUAUUCAGAGUAAUGGACUGUGAGGGGCGCAAUCGCCCUGACGCCGGGGUUCUGGGCCAGGGCAAUUCAGUGUGUAUGCAGGACUCCGGGCCUGGCAUUCUUUGUCGUCGAUAUAUACAUGAUGACAAGUUCGCUUGGGAUUCGCAAGUUGAACAAUAUUAACUGGCGCGAGAAGUCAUGUCAACGAUGUUUACAAGCAAAGAUAAUGGCCAACUGGGCCACAUGGAGAAGGCCUGAAGCAGAGCAGCUUGACAAAAACGACCCAACGUCGUUGCCACUCCGUUGCUGAUUAUGCGGCAGCUUUGGACAGUAGCUUCUUAAUCUUGAUAAUUUCCUCUCGUAUUGCGAGAAUCAAUGUCGCCUGGAGGAUUUCA
Messenger RNA from Microdochium trichocladiopsis, 2926 nucleotides. Its product is annotated as fungal-specific transcription factor domain-containing protein. Gene Ontology annotation, biological process: regulation of transcription by RNA polymerase II; DNA-templated transcription. Gene Ontology annotation, molecular function: zinc ion binding; RNA polymerase II cis-regulatory region sequence-specific DNA binding; DNA-binding transcription activator activity, RNA polymerase II-specific. The record is from RefSeq and is a predicted model, not a curated record. Bases 236 to 2533 code for a protein of 765 amino acids. The transcript is spliced from 5 exons. Lineage: Eukaryota; Fungi; Ascomycota; Sordariomycetes; Xylariales; Microdochiaceae. Gene Ontology annotation, cellular component: nucleus.